This is a messenger RNA of Vespa mandarinia (Asian giant hornet), 1580 nucleotides long. RefSeq lists its product as uncharacterized. Lineage: Eukaryota; Metazoa; Arthropoda; Insecta; Hymenoptera; Vespidae. The record is from RefSeq and is a predicted model, not a curated record.
CAUCGUUUCCAAACGUGUUUUAACAGAUUCGAAUAUUUCGAGGUAGUGAACUCGUUAGAAAAAAUUUAUUGAGUGUGAGAAUUAAAAAAUUUAACUCGACAUGGAAAACGUUUCAUGGCUGAUAAUUUUAAGUUUGUGCGCGAGUCUCGUUAAUUGUUUGGAUCUCGGUCCGGUCGUUAGGAUCGCACAGUGUAGAUCACAGUGUCUUAAAAGAUAUAGCACCGAUGGAACGUGCGAUUGGUUCUCGAGUCGACCAGAAAACAUUUGCAGUGAGUGCUGGCAAAAUUGCGAGGCCGUGGAAAAACGAUGGGAGGAAACUAGUAAAACUAUUUGCGAAGGCGAACACUAUACUCAAUGUCCAGCUUGUCAGAUAGCAUGUUCCUAUCGAAAAACGAGAGUAGCAGAAAAGUAUCUCCCCUCGAUGUUACCAGCACCAAAAAAGGGUCCAAUAAACUUGGACAAUUUCGAUGUGGCCAUAGUGAUGCGAAAAGUACAUAAACAAUGGAAAGACACAGGUUAUUAUCCAGGUGGAAGAGUACCAAAUCUCCGACCAGACACUUGGAUAAUCGUUGUUACAGAACAAGGUAUGAAGCAAUACAGUUGGCAAGAGUGGGUGCCUACUUUGGAGUGUUUGAAGGAAGGAUUAUUGUACGAGGCUACUGUGUCGUGGAAAGAUGUAUCGAUACAGCUUAGAAAGCAACAAGAUCUUGAACAAAAGAGAUUCAAUGAUAGAGUAAGACAAUUCUUUCUUGAAAAAUAUGGUGAAAAAGUUUUAACAGAAUGGAGGAGCCAAGAGGAUUCACAAAUUUCCGAAGAAGUCUUUAGGAGAUUUUUCUUCAGAAGGAAGGACGAACGUAACGAUGAAGUUCUAGAAGCCGAUGGUAGUCCAUCGACUAAUGGCAACUCCUUCGAAGAUUUAGUCAUCGAAAAAGAUGGGUUCUCGAAAAAAAAGGAAUCAUAUAUAGUAUCCUGGGAACCAGAAACUGGAGGUCUCAUCGGCAAUCAAGUAACAGAUUCCAACUCGGUUCAAAUCUCUCUUUUUCCUGGUACCAAAUAUCUCGUUAGGAUAGCAUCGAACGAAGGUCCUGGUAGUUUCCCCAUCGAGGUCGAUACCAGGCCGGGUUCCAUCCAAGUCAAACGAGUGAAGAGAAAUUUCCAAGAUUUAUAUCCCUGGGAUGUCUCUGCUGCCUGUAUCUCCGCCGUGAUCAUAAUCUUUGCUAUUAUUAUCGCAAAGUUUUUAAGAAAGAAGAAGAAAAUAAACGUCGAAGACGUUUAAAUAUAAUAAUUUUUUCUUUACUAAGGAUUUGGUCAGACCCAAUUGACUUUAUUGUCGUCGAUAACGCGAUAACAUAUUUGGGAUAUUUAAGUGUUGCAUGUGUCUUGUCGUUUGUCGACAAGCUGAGACUAUAUGAUAAACAGCAGUGAACGUACAAAUAUUACUCAGGAGAUUUAGAAUAGAAAAAUGAGAUAUUUUUUUACGUCGUAGAUUAUAAUAGAUAAUGAAUUGAUCUUAUUCAAGUUUGCAACGAACAAACUGUAUAAAAGAGUUCCUAUGACGUAGACAAGAAAUCUGACACUCG